CAAAGCGUUCGCAGAAUCCUCAGCCUGCAACAACAAUUCCGCCCCAGGUUAUCGCACCGAUCAACCAUAGCCAGGAUCGGUGGUUACAAACUCUUGAAUCGAAUUGCGAAGUUCGGUCAACUCGAUUGAGUAACUCAAUCAAUACAGCCGUCGACCUCGACCAAUUUCGACGCUUCGACGUGCAGCCCUGAGCUGCCUUGCGUUGCUCCCCGAGAACCAAACCGACGACGCCGUUGGUUCUGCACGCUUAGUCUGAUUCCUAUUCAAGUCCGGAAGAGACGAGGACGAGAUAGGAACACCUUCCAAAAGAAAAUAAUAAACGAAGAAAACAGACAAGAUGUCCCUCUUCCGAUUCGACAACAACCACUCACCCGACUCGCCGCUCCUCCCCUCGACUCCAGACCGCCAGAACAACAGAGCCAACUACCCCGAAUUCUUUUCGUCCACAAACCAAACGGCCCGCUCCACCACCCCGGCCCACCCGCCCCCGACGACAACCUCGGCCUCCUCCACCGCCAGCUUCACUCCCGCCGGCGCGCCCUCGGCAAGCUAUCUCGGCAGCUCUAUCAUGCGUGGCGUGUCCGGAUUGGGAGGAAGCCCUGCCGCUAGGUCCGGCGCUCCCCUUCCUCCUGCUCAAGGACUCUUUACCGGUACUACUAAUACCAGUACUACUACUGGUGAUGAUGGUAAUAGCAGCAACGCGGGGUUGUUUACGGGUAUUGGGGGCGGGUUUGAUAGCGCAGGGGGUUUUACUGGGAGCGGUAAAGGGGGAUUGUUUUCGACGGCUGCUGGCAGAGGGGUUGGUGGUGGUGGUGGGAAGAGGAAUGUGCCGCUCGGGAGGUCGAUUGGGCGGCAGCAUGUGAGGCAGCCGAGUCGGCUGAGCCGGGCGGUAGCGGUUGAUGACCCGAGGAGUUCGUCGCCUGCGGGGAGAGAGAGAGAGAAAGGUGGUGGCGGUGUGGCUGGCGGGAAGACGUUUGGGGUGCCGUUUGAUGAAGAGGAGGAAGAGGAGGAGCAUGAGGAUAAUGGAAGUGGGCUUGGGGAGGAAGAGGAAGGGGACAUGUGGUUGGAUGUGCCGGCAGCUGGGGCGCCGGAGCCGACUUACAUUGGGGACGAGUCAGAUCUAUUGAUGCUGGCUACGCCUGCGGCUACGGAGAGAGUCCGCCGCGAGGCGGAGGACAUCUUUCGGGCGACGGCGAUACAGGGCGGUGGGGUGGCGAGGAGAAGGGAGUUUCGAUAUGCCGCGCUCGCCAGGGACGUUUACCAGCAGAUGGGAACUGCCCCACUUACGGAGUCGCCGCAGGUUAUCGUGGGGACGGAGAAUUUGAUGGCCAAGCUUUAUGAUGACGGAAUUAGGGAAGCAGACGAUGAAGACGUACUGGACGACACCCUCGCGACCGUGGCAGGCAAGGUCGCGACGCUGUGGAAGGACCAUGUGGAUACGCUCCCGCGCCCGACCGAAGACCAUGCGGUCGAGAUAGGACCCGGCCCGCACGCCGCGCCUUUCGAGAAGGCCAACUACCUCGCGAACCUGGCGCUGCAGAUCCAUCACACCAGAUACGACGACGGCCGCGCGGAGCCGCUCCCCGAGACGCUGUUCCGUUGGCUGAACGAGCACCACGACAUGUACGGCAGUCAAGUCGACGAGAUCCUCCGGUAUCGGCCCAGCCCGUCGUGCCACUCGCUGUUCUGGCAGGCUGUGUUUAUAGCGCUGCUGCGCGGCAAAGUUGGCGAUGCGGCGAGACUGCUUAAGCUAGCCGGCUGGGGUCACGUCCGGAGCGGCCAGCGCGGCGACUACGCUUAUGCCGGCCAGGCACUCGAAAAUGUCCAGCGCGCUGCCGAAGAGACGAUUGCUGUACUUGAGACCUGCCCCGGCUACGUUGGCAAUUGGGAGAUUUGGAGCAGCGACUGGACUUUGUUUCGUGUGCGAGCGCAGGGUUCGCUCGAGCAUCUGAGGCGGUUCGCUGAGGGGAAGGACAGCGCGUUCGGCGAGUCGGCGUUCUCGGCCUCCGCAUCCGCAAGAAGCAGACAGUCUUUGGUGGGCCUUGCGAGACGGGCCGAGAGCCAGGUGCCGUGGGAGAUUUACGAAAAAUUGAAUAUCGUCUUCGAUAUCGUGCUUGGCCAGCAGGGUGCCAUCCUCGAAGCUUCCCAGGACUGGCUCGAGGCGACCAUUGGCCUGUUUGGUUGGUGGGACGAGCGGAGGACUCAGUCAGAAAAGCCCUUCUCCAUGUCACAGUCGCUCUCUCGGUCACAAGCCCUGGUUCUGACGUCGGCGCCAGCUGGCGACUCGGAGAGCUAUCUCGACAGGCUUGCGCGCGCCUUCCAUGCGGCGGUCGAGUCGGACUUCCACUUUAACUCCCAGAACCCCGUUGAGAUCGGCAUGGCCUGUGUCUUUGAGGACAACAUUAAAGGCGUGGUUGGCCUGCUCCGGGCCUGGUCGCUUCCGAUUGCUGCGGCGGUGGCGGAGAUCGCGUCCCUUGGAAAAUGGCUGCCCCCUCACCAGCCCUCGGGUCUCUUUGGGCUGGAAGACUUGGAUAUGGAUGACCUGGAGGUCUUGGGUAUGGAUCCUGGCGCGCCGGAUGAGGUUGACGGCAUCAAGGACAGCACUCUGGUUCAGUAUGCACAAGCGCUGGCCGACUAUGAGGGCCUCUCUGCUGUGAAAGACAGGCUGGGUGUCACGAGGGAAGGCUGGGAGCUGUCGAUGAGUGUACUCGGCCGGAUGGACUCGCCGGUACGCUCAGAGGAGAUGGUGCGUGACCUGGUGCAGCAUCUGGUCCAGGAACUGCAUGUGGAUUCGAAUGUUACGGUGGACAGGCUGUGGGCGCUGUUGAAUGAGCUCGACAUGAUUGAGUUUGCCGAGGACACGACAGAGACCUACGGAGACAUCCUGGCUCGAAAUUCUCAUCGCUACGGCGAGGCCAUGUGGUACUACGCCCUGGCGCACCGGCCGAACAAGGUCCGCGCAGUCAUGAACUUGCUCAUCUCGUACUCGCUUAUCCAGUCCACGGCGUUUCCGCCCGCCAACGACCUGGAUGACUACCUCCACAAGCUGCUCACGGACCGCAAGAAGACGCUCGAACAGUGCGCAAACCAAGACAUGGAGGCCGCCGAGCUGCUGGGCAAAAUGCUCAGCGGGUACGCCUCGCUCCGGCAAUUCUACGACAUACGCGACAACGAAGACGCGCUGCCCAACGCCACGCCGCUGGCCCGCCGCCAACAGGCCGUGACGGCCCUCAUCAGCGUCAUCGCCAGCUCGGACGACAACAUCCGCGGCGGCCUGUUCGACCAAACGCGCGACGGCAUUGUCAGCGAGGACUUUCUCCUCGCCCUGCUCGGCGAGGCCCUCGUGUUCGUCUCAGACCCGGACAACACCAAUGUCCACCACGGCCAGCCCGCGGGCGGCAUGCCCGUCAUCACGCUCGACCAGGUCGACGUCAUGCUCAAGGCCAUCGAGGACCUCCAGGCCGUCGGCAGCCGGGUGUACAAGGCGUGCGAUGAGUUCUUGCAGCUGGUGCUUGCGUCGGCGCCGGGCGGGCUGAAGGGGUCGACGCCGGCGGAUCUGCUGAGGAAAACCAGCGGUGGGACGCCGGGCAGUGUUAUGCUGGCGGGCAGCUCGCUUGUCGCGAGCCAGCUGCAGCGGUCGCUCAGUGGCGCCGGCGCGCUGGGUAAAGUGGCUGUCAAGAGGGGUUGGGAUUGGCGGACCGAGGUUGCGGCCGGGACGAAGGGUGAGGAUGUCAUGAGGAGGUUGAGGCUGGGGCUGGCUAAGGAUUUGGCGGGCCUCUGGUUGACUGAGGCGGAUGAGAUGAUUUGGUGAGUGCGAAGUGGAUUGAGAGUCGGGAUUUUGUGCCGUGGUGUCUAGGCUAGGUUAGACCAUGGGAAAUGUGUGGCUCGUGUAUUACCGCUUUUUUUUUUGUGUUUUGACAGAACGAGGCGCUGUUGAGAAUACAUCACUC
Molecule: messenger RNA, 3950 nt
Organism: Parathielavia appendiculata
Lineage: Eukaryota; Fungi; Ascomycota; Sordariomycetes; Sordariales; Chaetomiaceae
Exons: 2
Coding region: 338-3811 (1157 amino acids)
Biological process (GO): protein import into nucleus; mRNA export from nucleus; positive regulation of DNA-templated transcription
Cellular component (GO): nuclear pore outer ring
Molecular function (GO): structural constituent of nuclear pore
Source: RefSeq, a predicted model, not a curated record